Molecule: messenger RNA, 1836 nt
Organism: Phyllotreta striolata
Lineage: Eukaryota; Metazoa; Arthropoda; Insecta; Coleoptera; Chrysomelidae
Source: the annotation of a GenBank genome assembly
AUGCCGUAUAAAAUAUUCCCUCCUCCGCCUCCGGUGGUGAUUAAAGUCCGCGGGCCGCCGAAAGCUCCCAAGCUUCCGCUCGAACUCAAAGAUAUACUGAAAGAGAAACGGCUCGACGAAUACAAAAAGCGCGAGGCCGAGGCCCUGAAGGCCGGAGAGGCGAUCGAUCCGUUCGAGGAGGAAGUGGAGGAAGAAGAAGAUUUUUCGGAAUGCCAGCCCGAAGAUCUUGCCGUUCGAAAGACCGCGUCGUUCAAGUGCUUGGCUCAAAUCACCAUAUCAAGCAGUUCGUUUUUGCGCAGCGUCGAGUACAAUUUUCCCCAAAUAGAAGAUCCCGGUUUGGAUGAAAUAUUAUUCAGUCAAGAACCUGAAGUGAAAAGAGACGACGAAGGAGUGGACAUCUACUUGGAAUACUGCAGGAUAUACUCGGUGGUGCCAUUGAGAAGGGUGUUACGAUCAUUCAUUACUCCUAUCAUGAAUUUAAAAUACUAUGGGCUGAGGAAGAGCCACUUGCGAUGCCUUUGCGAAGCUUUGAAGACCAACCUCUACGUCGAAUUUCUCAUAUUGGAAGGGAAUUUUCUCACCCCGCAAAUGAUUGAGAUCCUCGUAAACAGUCUCAACGAAAACAAAGUGAUAACCGACGUUAACCUGAGGCAAUGCCAGCUCGGUCCUGCCGGAAUCACCGCUUUGAUGGCCGGCGUGGCCGGCGCGAAAUUCGUCACAACGCUAGAUUUGAGCUGCAAUGGGCUCGGCGUCGACGGAGGGAAGAAACUCAGGCCCAUCGCCAAGAUGGUCGAAUUGCAAUGUCUUAAUCUCUCCAAUAAUAACCUCACGCCGGAGUGCGCCCCAGCGCUGGAGCGGAUAUUGCUGGGUUGCGGGACCUUGAUCAAUUUGAACUUGGCUUUCAACAGGCUCGGAUCCGAUGAAGGAUUCGAUGUACUGUUUAAUGGUCUAGCGGAAUCGGAUCGUUUGGAAAUUCUGAACCUCUCGGACAACGGAUGUUGCACAGAUCCUGCGAUUUUCGCCGUUUUCACUGCGUAUCUUCAAGCGACAGUGACCUUGAUAGAGCUGGAUUUCAGCAGAAAUAGAAUCCCCGUGGAGAAAUUCAUCAGACCUCUAAGGAAAGCGUUGAUAAUCAACAAAUCGCUGAAGAUACUGAAAAUCGGCGAUAACCCGUGGUUGCCGGUGGACGCGCUGCCUCUGGCGCAAGUAAUAAGACUCAGUAAAACGCUAGAGGUACUCGACAUGGACAAUAUAUGGUUCACCAAGAAAAUAAAACCGAUCCAAAUGAAAGCUAAAUUAAUGGGAAGGACUCUUAUAAUUGGCGGAAUUUAUCAAAACUGGGAAAUUAAAGGACCUGAAUGGGUUUGGUUGAUAUGGAUGAGGAUUAAAGCGAUAUUUGCAGCCCCGAAGAAGCCAGCAGAUAGACAGGACUUUGGGGAUUUGCUUGAGAUAGCUCCUAAAAUGCCGAUGAAGAUCGGAGAAUUCGAACAACUUAUGUUAAAACACAAAUACGCAGCUCUUGUGAAGGAUCCAGAUCUAAUUAGACACUUCUACGAUAUUUACACGAAGGAUUACAAACUCCAGGUGGAGGAGAUGUACGCUGAUUAUUUCAGAAUUUUCCCAAAACCUGAAGUAAAAACGACUAGCGUACUGAAAUUCGCAAGUAGAUCGUCGAUUUCUUCGAAAAAAACCAAGUCUUCCAAACUUUCUAUUAGCAGCAAAAAGAGAGGAGGAAGUAAAUCAUCGCAGUUGAGAAUUUCGAAAGAAGAAAAACCUGCAGCCGAAACCGCUGCUGAAGAUAAGCAUUUGGAAGCAAUACCGGAACAAACCGAAUAA